Durusdinium trenchii is the source of this 1880-nucleotide messenger RNA. Lineage: Eukaryota; Dinophyceae; Suessiales; Symbiodiniaceae. The record is from the annotation of a GenBank genome assembly.
AGUUACUCAGGGCCUCAAAGUUUUGGCAUACUCCGCAUCUGCAGCCGGCUGACAGAGAUCUCCUUGCGUGAUGGAUUUGGCCUUUGCUGUGGGCAAUGCUGGACAGUCGACGGAUCUGGGCCUUGCCCAGAAAUCCUUGACUGGUGGCUAUGGGCGUCAACGCAACUUGCGUUUGAAGGUACCCAGUCGAUCCCUUCCAGGAACUGCCCCCAGCAGCUCGAAAUCCUCCCCGUCUGGGAAAGGUAAGACCUUGGUCGGUCUUGCUGUUGCAGCUGUGGCUGUUGCCAAAGGCCUUCGGCGUCGCAUCCGGCGCCGGCAAGCCACUGCCAGCCCACAGGUGAGCACCAAGCUCAGCCCUGAUGCUUUGGGCUGGAACGUGGAGGGUAACGAUGUCCUCAAAGAAAGGCUUGAGUUGGCUUUGGAACGCGGUGGCUUAAGCGGCGCUGCCCUGAAGCAGCGCAAGCAAUGGCCGACGAAAGGAGAGGUGCUUGGAGCCAUCCCCAAAGAUUGCCUCAAGAAGGAGACCUUUCGUUCUUUGGCUCAUGCCGCCACUUCGACCCUCCAGGUGCUCCUUUGUGGAUAUUUGGCGUGGAAGUACAUCCCGAUGACUGCCGCGGCAAUUCCCCUUUGGAUCAUCUACGCCGUGGUUCAGGGCACCAUGGCGACUGGGCCUUGGGUCAUUGGCCAUGAGUGCGGCCACAGUGCCUUCUGUGAACAGAAGUGGCUGCAGACCACCGUGGGCUAUAUCCUCCACAGCGCACUGAUGGUCCCAUACUUCUCCUGGCAACGGUCUCAUGCCGUACACCACUCGAAGACCAACCACAUGACCGAGGGAGAGACACACGUCCCCAGGUUGCAAAAGGGAAACAAGAACAAGUACAACAAGUUGGCCAAUUUGUUGCCCAUGGGCCAGAAUUUCGUGGCCUGCAUCCGCUUGGUCACACACUUGGUCCUGGGUUGGCCUGCGUACAUUAUCGCAGGGGCCACUGGUGGGCCGGCCUACGGCAACACCAAUCACAUGUGGCCUUUUACACCCUUUGAUAAUGGCAAGAAGCAGCUCUUUCCGGGCGUGUGGAAGAAGAAGGUGUUGCUUUCCGACUUCGGCAUCGUUGCGAUGGCUGGACUCGUGUUCUGGUGGGCCAAGCAAACGAGUUGGACCAGUGUGUUCGCUCUCUACCUGGCACCCUUGAUGGUGACCAACUGCUGGUUGGUGCUGUACACCUGGUUGCAGCACACUGACGUGGACAUCCCCCAUUUUGACAAGGACAACUGGACCUGGGUGAAGGGUGCCUUCCACACAGUGGACCGGCCCUACGGCCCUGUGCUGGACUACUUUCACCACAGGAUAGGUUCUACGCACGUGGCACAUCAUGUGUGCGCCUCCAUUCCUUUCUACAAGGCGAAGAAGGCCACUGAGGCUUUGAAGGAGAAAUUCCCAGAUCUCUACCUCUAUGACCCGACGCCCAUCCACAAGGCCUUGUGGCGAGUCUCGUCCCGCUGCACUGCCGUGCAGAAGGCUGAGGGCAGUGAUGAUGGCAUGUACAUUUUCACCUGAUGCCACCAAGACAGAUGGAAAUCCUUGUGGUUGCCAUCCACUCGUUUCCUCCAGAGGUCCGGAUUUGCAAGUUCUUCGCUCUUGAAGGGAGGUGGGAAGCGCACCCGUUCAGCUGCGAUUCCGGCCCCGUUUUUCCGGCACAACGGUGCUGUAACAAAGCUUUUUCGAAGAUGUCGUAGGCACCAAGGUGCACCGACUGAAUCGAAAAUUGUUCAAUUCAUCUGAAACCAGAGUUUUUCGAUGCCAAUUUGUGCUUUUGAGGCGGUAGUCUCCGGCGCUACGGAUUUCUGUUCAAUCCACUCAUCUAUGAGAUUGGACUCUCCAC